UAAGAUAUGAAGUAAAGAUUUUGAAAAACGAAAGGUUUUUUAGGUUAUAUUAUUUAAAACAAAAACGAUACUGAUUAUUACCAUGUAAGAAGCCACUUAUACAACUGAACGAAUAUGUUAUUGGUUUGUAUUACAUAAUAAUGAAAACAAGUGAAAACUGUGAUUUGUCUUGUUAUCUCUUGAAAAGUGGCGCCGACUUUUAGCGGUCGCUUCAUAGCGUGGCGUCAAAUUACGUCACGGAAACUAUGGAAAAAGAUGGCGUAGUUUCUCGACACCGUAGCAUAAAAUAGCGGUGGCGUUAAGUCUAUAUAAGCCAAAAAAUUGCAUGACUGUGCCAAGGGAUACACCGCCUAAAUUCUUCCAAUUUUUUUCGCUAUUAAACUUUAACUUUUAAAAUGAAAGUCGUCUGGACCAGUGAUGAAGACGAAAUUUUAAUAAAAUUCGUGCGUGGCCACGACAUUUUAUACAAUGUAAGACAUAAAAACUACAGACAGACAAACGCCAAACGAAAGUUGUGGCGGGAAGUAGGCAAGACUAUAAAUAAAACAGAGACUGAAUGCUACAAGAGAUGGUGUUACGUAAGAGAUUACUAUAUUAGACGCAAAGGAAGAAUCAUUACAAUUGGAGAAGCGGCAAUGAAAAGAGCCAACCUCCUAUCCUUCAUAGACCACUUCACAUUAUCCCAUAAAAAUUUGGCCGAAAUGGACAUGAUGGCAGAAGAUAAUUCACAGGAUGACAGUGAACCUAUAACAUUCCUGAAUGAUUCAGAUGAUACAACAUUCGACAAUGAAGAGAGCAACACAUAUGAAAAUUACAAUAGCAAAGACUCUGAGGAUAGUACUAAUAUACUGUUGGCCCAGAAACAUAAAAUAGAUUCGAAAUACUGUCAGAAAAAACAGCUUUCUCUGAACGAGAUGGACGAAACAGACCUAUAUUUCUACUCCAUGUCCAGAAUAAUAAAAAAACUGCCGAAACACGAGCAAGUGCAUUUACGGAUGCAAAUUGGGGCUUUGGUGGGAGAAGCAGAACUGCGCUGCCUACCUAUUGAAUCAUCGGCAAUAAGUUCUUUUGUUAAGACUGAGUUUUCUGAAUGUGAAUCAUAAUAUGAACAUACAUUUUCCCAAUGCAAACAGUGGAGUAUAAAUUAGUUUAAUUUAUGUUACUACAAAUAUUAUCUGUGGCAUUGAUACAGAUGAACCGAUUGGUAGAUUUGGAUAUCUCAGUUCUGAAUUAUUGAAUUUAAAAGAUAUAUUUUUAUAAUACAGAGUCUAGUAUAUAUGUUAUUCACAACUGCUAGUGGGAAAGUAAUAUAUUCCAAGUUAAAUAUUUUUCUUUCCACAUGAAUUAUUUUCAAUACAUAAUAAAAUAGGUAUAAUUAGAUAUAAUUUUAAUAAACCUUGGUUUUAUGUAGUUGCACAUAGAAAUCUACAAUAGUUUGGCUAAUUUAAAAGGCAACAGUCAAGGAAACUAUUUGUAGAUAUUUUUUUUUUUUAUUCAAUCAUGAACAAUUUAAAAAAUACAAGAAUAAUAUCAUCGACGUAGGAAAAUCUAUCUAUACAUAAACAUAUAGUAAAACUGUAAAUGGAGUCGUUCUGGGAAUAAUAAAGCCAAAACAUUUUUUUUAUCUGUGUAUGUUUGUUCGCACAACACGCAAGAAUUGCCUGAUGAAUUUUGAUGCCGUUUUCACAGCUUUGUAGAGCUUAUAUGAGUAUGUCUUACUUAAAUCUAAUAUAGGUAUACAUUGCUUAGAACCCGAAUUAUUGUCAAUAAUAAGUUACGAGUGGAUACACUUAAUAAAAGCUAGUAAGAAAUAAAAUCAGUUACAUUUGUUUGAAUAUCAUAUAAUCUGUGAUAAAAUAUUUGUUUUUAAUUUUAUUUUAAAAUGUGGUCUUAAUAAAUGAACAUAAUUUUGUC
This is a messenger RNA of Plodia interpunctella (Indianmeal moth), 1914 nucleotides long. RefSeq lists its product as uncharacterized. The record is from RefSeq and is a predicted model, not a curated record. The transcript is spliced from 2 exons. The coding region runs from base 396 to 1103 and encodes 235 amino acids. NCBI's taxonomy places the organism in Eukaryota, Metazoa, Arthropoda, Insecta, Lepidoptera, Pyralidae. Gene Ontology annotation, molecular function: DNA binding.